AUGUUGCGUCGUUGUUGUCCCGCCACGACUAGUGGUGUUGGGAUUAAUGCCGGAAUGGUUGCCGGUGCGUUUGCCAGCACCCAAAAACGUUUUCUAAAGAUAGCGAAGUCUCCAUUUGGUUUUUACUUGGCUCGACGCGGGCAGCGUAAGUAUCCAUUCCACCGCCGUCCACACAUAAAAAAUACCCACGCAAUGAAUUUAAAUGCACCAUACUUCUGGAAGUUCAUGACAGCGAAGAGUCCGUCUUUUUUCUUGCCAGAGGAGAACUACAUCACAGGUGACUGGACAGGGAAGUUCUUUGUAUCAAAGCGGCAGGUGUACACUUUGCAACAUGCCACUAGCGGAGCAAAAGUACGGGUAAAAUCAUUCCCGUCUGUGUUUGAAUUUAACACUCCAUCACGGUGGAACAUAGGAAAGGAAAUGAACACACUAACGAAGCCUCGUAUGGACCUCAUUGACGAGCAAAUGCUAACAAAGAAGCAACGUCUGGAUUACGUCAAGGCAGGACUGCUUCCUAAGUAA
Messenger RNA from Trypanosoma theileri, 522 nucleotides. RefSeq lists its product as uncharacterized. The record is from RefSeq and is a predicted model, not a curated record. Bases 1 to 522 code for a protein of 173 amino acids. The transcript has a single exon. Lineage: Eukaryota; Euglenozoa; Kinetoplastea; Trypanosomatida; Trypanosomatidae.